AUGGCAGACAGUGAACACGAGGACAAUAUUAACAAAGCUAUAGAAGCAUGCAACACCGCUCAAGCAAUGAUAGAUAUAAAUGCGGAACAUCUUGACGGAUUGAGAACACAGUGUGCUACUAGUGCAGAACUGACGCAGCAUGAAAUUAGAACUCUUGAAAGUAAGCUGAUAAAAUUAUUCAGUCGGCAGUUAGUUGCAAAAAGAAAAUGUCCCGAAAGUGCAUUACUUCCCGAGCUUGUUCAAUAUCCUCGUUUACAAAAGUGGCUUCAAGUAGUUGGACUUUGUCCAAAGUCCAUGGAGAGACAGUUGCGAGGUGAAAUAACUAGUGCUGCUGAUCUUGAUCUUCAUUGGGACUCAUGGGAGAGAAAUUCAACAAUUAGCUCUUCUCCUCGUACGCAUCACCAACGGCGUAAGGCUCGAUCUUCAGUUCCGUCAGAAGAACUUUUAAAGAGCACGCCUACUCAUGUUCCUCAGUCUCCACCGUCAAGCAUGAGCUCCAGCUAUCACUUAGGCCAUAUAUCUAUUUCUUCAUCAUCUAAUUUAAUAUCUUCUUCGCAUCAUGGACCAUGGUCUCCCACACCUAUUCUCACUUCUGCAUCAUCUAAUAUUCCUUCCCCCAGAGAAAGAAGGUACACACCUCCACCAACACCCCCCCAUGUCAGCUAAAAGAAUGAAAACAAAAAGUUUCCUACAACUCCACCACCUAGCAAAAAGCAUCAGGCAAACCUUUUGCCUGAAAUCUAUCCUCUGACGAAAAGCAAGUCCCAUGAAGAACAACUGGCCAAAAAAAUGGAAUCCAGUGAUAAUGUUGCACCAAGCAGUCAAACUGAAAAUGUUCCUCGGCGUAGAUUCCCCACUGAACCAGGCUUAGAAUCUUCUGGAUUUUUUGGUCAAAUGUCUCCUCUAAUGUCAUCACCAAACAGGUCUCCUCCUUUUGUUAGUCCUGAUCAGCAGACAGAUGGAUGUUUCAUUGAUGAUGUGCCCGUUCCAACAACUGCUUUGCCUGUCCCACGAUCUCCUAGAACACAUGGCAUGGCUCAUGUCAUUCAUCAUAGGUUUACUCCUACUUUAAAAGUCACAACUUGUCAUUUUUGUGAUAAGCCUAUGUUUUUUGGUUUCAAAUGUAAAGAAUGCAAAUAUCGUUGUCACAGAGAUUGUGUUGAUAAAGUGCCUCCAUCUUGUGGAUUGCCCAAUGAACUAGUUGAUAUAUUUGCCAAAACAAUACACAAUGAUGGUAAAUAUAAUCAUUCUCCUAUUCUAACCCGAACCCAUAUAACAAGUCCAGCCAAUAUGUUAAAAAGUGAAAGUGCUAAAGAGCGCAAGUGGUCUCGACAUCAGCAACAACUGAUCAACCUUCAGGCCUUUCCUGCUCCUGAUUCUUCAUCCAACACAUCCUCCUGCAAUUCAUCUACCCCAUCAUCACCUGCAUUGAUUAAUACUACUCAACAAACGCCUCCAGCAGCUGCACGUAUGCAUCAGUUUCAAUUUCCAGAUGUUGAUACAACGAAAGGUAUAACUUUGGAAACUAAACCUUUAAUAGAUAAUGAAAUGGUUGAGACUCAAAAGUCAAAUGAUAGUGACAAGACAGUUGGUUCUGGAAGUACCGAUUCUGAAAAGACAUUAGCCGGCCGUGUGGACUCUCAGGACAGCCAAGUGUCUGAUGUAGAUCCAAGUGAAAGAUCGUGGCCUAGGCAAAAUAGCCUUUCUUUAAGGGAAUGGGAUAUUCCAUUUGAUGAGCUUGAAAUCAAUGAAGAAGUUGGUACUGGACGUUUUGGUACAGUUUACAGAGGCAAUUGGCACGGUAGUGUGGCAAUCAAAAUGCUGGAUAUGGACCAUGUUGAUGACAAAAGAACUCUUGAAACAUUUAAACAAGAGGUUGCAACUUUCCGUAAAACACGUCAUGAAAAUCUUGUUCUAUUUAUGGGAGCAUGUAUGAAACCUCCAAAAUUAGCUAUUGUUACUAGUUUAUGUAAAGGAAUGACAUUGUUCACUCAUAUUCAUCUGCGAAAAGAUAAAUUCAAUUUGAAUAGGACAAUCACAAUAGCUCAACAAAUAUCUCAGGGCAUGGGUUACCUUCAUGCUCGAGAUAUUAUUCAUAAAGAUCUUAAAACUAAGAAUAUUUUCUUCGAAAAUGGGAAAGUUGUAAUUACAGAUUUUGGACUAUUUUCUGUAACUAAAUUAUGUCAUGGUAACAGGAAAGGUGAAUGGUUAACUAUACCAAAAGGGUGGCUUUGCUACCUAGCUCCAGAAGUUAUACGAAGUCUAAGAGCAGGAAGUCAGCAAGAAAAUGAUAAUUUGCCUUUUUCAAGAGCCUCAGAUGUCUAUGCCUUUGGUACGGUGUGGUAUGAACUUUUAUGUGGUGAAUGGCCAUUUCAUAUGCAGCCACCAGAGGCAAUAAUUUGGCAAGUUGGAAAAGGUGUGAAGCAAACCUUAGCAAACAUACAAGCUUCUCGGGAUGUCAAAGAUAUUUUGAUGACAUGUUGGGCUUAUAAAGACACCGAACGUCCUGAGUUUAGCAAAAUCCUCAUGAUGCUUUCACGCCUUCCCAUGCUUCCAAAGAGACGACUUGCACGAAGCCCAUCCCAUCCCAUCCAUCUGUCACGAUCUGCCGAGUCUGUUUUCUAAACGUUAUGAUUACAUUCUGACUUAGAAGUUAAUACAUAAUAACGAACUUCUGGUUUUCUGACGGAAUGUAUGUGAAGAGUGAUGAAUGAGUUAUGUUUUCACGUUAUUGGACUAUUGACUAUUUUAGGA
Messenger RNA from Uloborus diversus, 2754 nucleotides. Its product is annotated as kinase suppressor of Ras 2-like. Gene Ontology annotation, biological process: protein phosphorylation. Gene Ontology annotation, molecular function: protein kinase activity; ATP binding. Lineage: Eukaryota; Metazoa; Arthropoda; Arachnida; Araneae; Uloboridae. The record is from RefSeq and is a predicted model, not a curated record.